Molecule: messenger RNA, 3401 nt
Organism: Leptopilina boulardi
Lineage: Eukaryota; Metazoa; Arthropoda; Insecta; Hymenoptera; Figitidae
Gene: bou
Exons: 4
Coding region: 175-747 (190 amino acids)
Biological process (GO): positive regulation of voltage-gated potassium channel activity; sleep; regulation of synaptic transmission, cholinergic
Source: RefSeq, a predicted model, not a curated record
CAGAGCCCGGUAUAUUCUCCAGUCGUUCUAAAACCACCGACUUGCACGUUUCCCUUUAUAUAUAUUGUACACAUUGAAACCAGGUGAACAGGUGUUUGGUUUCAAAACUAUUCAGGUGGCUUUUAUUCCAAUUAAAACGACGAGCGUUCUAUAAAAAUUUUAUUCAAAAAAAAAAUGAGCGCCGUCAAGAAUUUUGCGCUUCUCGCGAUAUUGGGAAUAUUUUUUCAAACAGCAUUCAGCAUCAAAUGUUUUAGGUGCGAAAGCACAAAUAGUUCAAAUCCAUUUCAAUGCAACGAAUAUUUACGAGAUGACUUCGAUUUGAUACCAGAAUCGUGUGAUGAUGUUUAUGGUGCUCAAUUUUGUGUUAAACGCGUUGGCCGUUUUGAUGGACUGGGAAUCAAUUGCUAUCAAUGUGCAUCGGCAACUGAAUGGGAAUGUGGAGAUGGACAAUUGGUGAUGGAAACAUUUCAACCAAAAAGUUGCGAUCACAUCUUCGAGGCACAAUAUUGCAUUAAAUCCAUUGGAACAUAUGGAGGAGGUAUCGGUACAAAGCGCGAAUGCUCUUCACACAAUCUUGGCAACUAUUGUGACUACGUUCAACAACCUGGCGACAAAUUAGAGUAUCGAACAUGUAUUUACACAUGUACAGGAGAUGGUUGUAAUCCGGCAACAAAAUCAUUACCAAAUCAAUUAAUUAUCGUUUCUUUAAGUAUUUUUCUUAUUUUCCCAACACUAUUUCGAAGAUAAAGGUGCCUGAUAAUUGUUAGUUAAAAAAUGGGCAUAAUUGUUGGCCGACUAACGUAGUCAGGCGGGGGGAAGCGCGCGAAACAAUUUGAAUUCAAAAUUCAAAGUGUAGAAAAAAAGUUUCUCCAACGAAAUAUUCUCACUUUUUUCUCUUCUUAAAAUUGACAAAUAUUUCAAAAAUUGAUAAUUAAAUAUAAAAACUAAUUAAAUAAUAAUGUAAAUAAUAUAUUAUCUAUCGUUUUUUUAAAAAUAUUUUUAAAAUAUUUUUAUAUUUAUUUUUUUAUUUUAAUUAAAAAAAUUAAAAUUUUUAUUUUCAUUUUUGUUCACAAAAAAAAGUUGUUUAAAUAUUAAUUUUGAAAAUAAAAAUUUAUUUGUUUCUAAAUUUUAUUAUAAUUGAAAUAAAUUUUUAUAAAAUUUAAAAUUAAAAAAUUUUAAUUAAAAAUUUUUUACAAAUAAUUUAAUUAUUUAAAUUGCAUAUUAUCAUAAUUUUACGAGAAUUAUUUAAAAAAAAAAUGAAAGUAAUUUUUUAAUGAGUGAAACUUUGUGCUAACCGAAUUUUGAAUUUUGCAAUUCAUUGAACAAAAAAUUACUGUAAGAAGAUAUUUAGGGUAAAUUUACAUUUUAGAAAAUGUAAAUCUUAGAAUUAUAAUAUUUACAGAGAAUGCAAAACAAAAGCAUUGAAAAAAAAAAAUAAUUGUAAUUGCAUUAGAAAAAAAUUUUUGAAACACAGUCAAUGUAAAUAUAGAAUAUUUACAUCAAUGUUACCGCAAUAUAAAAAUAAUUUUUUUUUUUAUUUAAUAUAUAAUGUAAUAAUUUAAUACUCUAGCAUUUGAAACAAAUUGAAAGUUUCCAACAAAUAUUGAAUCUCAUAGAAAAUAAUUUUUUUUUUUUUAAUUAAUUUUUAAAUAAAUAUUGAAUAUAUUUUCAAUAUUCUUGGAUAAGUUUAUUGGUUUUAAUAUUUUUAAUUAUAUUUUAAAUAUUUCCAAUAAUUUUCAUUAUUUUUAAAUAUUUAUAAAUUUGUCCAAUUAUUUUAAUUAUUUUUAAAUAUAUUUAUAAAUUUAUUCAAUUAUUUUGAAUCUUUAUAAAUAUAUUAUUAAUAUUUUCCAAUAAUAAUUUAAAGUAUUUGAAAUAUUUUUAAAAAUAUCAAAACAAUUUUCAUCGUUAAAAAAUUGUUUAAAACGAUUUAAACAAUUUUUUUUUUAAAUUUACAUUAUAGUUUUUUAUAUUUUUUUAAUAACUAAUUUUCCGUCCAUUUGAUAAAUAAACAUUCUGUUAUCUUUAUAAUAUUGUACAAUAUUUUUUGUAUAUUAAAAAGAAGAUGAACUGAUUUAUUUUUUAUAUAUCGUUUUAUUAUUUUCUAAAUAAGUGUUAGCUUAUAAUUAAUCACAUACUUCAUCAAUACACACAAAUAUCGACCGCUUACAACAUACAUAUAAUAAUAAUAAUAAUAAUUAAUAAUAAUGUAUAUAUAAAUGUAUAAUGUUUAGAGAUUAAAAUUGUGUUUCAUCAUUGACAAACACAUAUCGCAAAUAAUAUUGAUAAUUCGAAAAAUACAUUUUGUGCAUAAAUUCUGCGACACAAGUUUUCUUUGGCAUUGUGUACAUAAGGCAUUAAAAAAAAAAUCAACGCCUUCGAAAAAUUCGUUUGCCAAACUUUUGUUUUUUUUAUUCCUCGAUUUUUUUUUUAAAUCUAAAAGCCAUCAGACAAAAAGCAGAAAAAAAUUAUAUAAAUAAAUAAAAAGCAAAGAAAAAUUACCAAAAAAAAAAGGAAAUAAAAAAAUUUAAUGUACAAAAGAAAAUAAAUUAAUGUAAAACAUUUACAAAUAAUUGUGCGGCGAUUUAAUUAGAGCGUGCAUUUUAAUUUCGCAAAUUUUAAAUUUAAAUAAUUUUUCUAAUACAAUUCUAAUAUCUAUAUUAUAGAAUAAAUCUACGCUGAAUAAAUACGUUUUUUUUUAUGCUCAUAUUUCGAACUUCCUUGAGUAUAUUAUAUUUGCUUAUUAUUUUGUUUUAAAAAAAUACUCUCGAAAAAUGUUGAAGUGAACACAAAAAUAAAAUUAUCUUUUGUAGAACAAUUCACUGUUAUUAUUAUUAUUAUUCAUCUUCCUAGUUUCCUUAUUUCGAUUGAAAUUGCGAACACAGAUCAUUUUUCGAAUAUUUAUUUACUUCCAGUAAGAGAAAAAUACGGGCAGUUUUACGAAUUUUACCCCCAAAGGCACACGCUAUUCAUUUUACUAAAUAAAGUGCAAAUAUUUUUUCUAAAUGUGCCAAGCUAUUUUAAUUUUUUUUUUUUUUUUUUUUAUAUAAAUUUCAAAACUGUAUAUAAUUUCUUUUUUUUUUUUUUUCUUCAACAAUUCAGGUAUUUAUCAGAGCUAUAAUCGAUUUACGAUUGUGUAUGAAAAAUAUUCUUGUAAAUACUGUGUAAAAAAUUUGUUUAUUUUUUUAUUCGAUUUAAUCGUUACCUAUAUAGGCGAAAGUAUAAUAUUAUAAUCCCUUUGUAAGAUCAACAAAUAUUCAUUGGUCCUAAAAAUUCAUUUACGUCUAUUAUCACUGUGCGAUAUGGGGAUUAACGCUAAUUAUUUACGCGCGUCUCACAGCUUUUUGCACACUACACAUUGAUUGCACAAUAUCGAUUGGUAACUGUCAAAAAAAAAAAAUAAA